UUCAGUCGGAGUCCGAGUGUGUGGAGUUGGUUUAUCAUGGCCGCCUGACCGAGUCCAAAUCAUACCGUUCUCUUUUUUUCUCUUUCCCCCCUCUUUUUUUCAUUUUAGGGAUCCUGUUACUUUAAAAAUCGUGCAGGUUUUCUCGAAUUUUAUUUAACUUCUUAAAGGAAUUACCAUUCAUGUCAAUGCUCAAAUAUGCAGCCUCCACCGAGAAAGGUAAAAGUCACCCAGGAGCUGAAGAACACUCAUGCUGAGCAGAUGACCAGACUCCACAUCAAGCACCAGACAGAAUGCGACUUACUGGAAGACAUGAGGACAUACAGUCAGAAGAAGUCUGCCAUAGAGAAGGACUAUGCACAGGCUCUGCAGAAGCUGGCGAGUCAAUAUUUAAAGAGGGAUUGGCCAGGCAUCAAGCCCGACGAGCGAACCGACUAUAGGAAUGUCUAUGCUGUGUGGAAGGCCUACCUGGAGGGCACCGUGCAGGUGACCCAGUCUCGCAUCAACAUCUGUGAAAACUACAAGAACGAGAUUUCGGACCCUGCCAAAACGGUCAAGCUGUACAAGGAACAGCAGCUGAAGAAGUGCAUCGACCAUCUGACGCGGAUCCAGACAGAGCUGCAGGACACAGUGAAGGAUCUGGCAAAGUCCAAGAAGAAGUACUUGGAGAUGGAGCAGAUGGCCCAGGCAGUGAGAGAGAAGGCGGACAUCGAGGCCAAGUCCAAGCUGAGCCUGUUUCAGUCCAGGAUAAGUUUACAGAAAGCAAGCGUGAAGUUAAAAGCCAAGAGGAACGACUGCAACUCGAAGGCCACCCACGCCAGAAAUGAAUACCUUCUCACGCUCGCUGCAGCCAAUGCGCACCACGACCGGUACUAUCAGACCGACCUGAUCAACUGCAUCAAGGCCCUGGAUGGCAGCAUCUACGAUCACGUGAAGGAUUAUUUGAUAUCGUUCUGUCGGACGGAGCUGGAGGCCUUCCAGGCGAUCCACAACACCUUCCAGUUCCUCCUGGAGAAGUCAAGCAGGGUGAUGCAGGACUUUAAUCAGCAGCUGUUCAUGCAGGAGAAUCCAAUCUUUCAUAAAGCACAAUCCUUCCAGUUCCAGCCUAGUGACAGCGACACGAGCUUAAGCACCGUCCAGCAGCUGGUGGACAUCGAGCCCUCUCCUGUCAGUGCCAUGAGAAUGACCUUGGCACAGAGUGGGCAGCUUGAGUCGGAGACCGGAACAACAGAGGAGCACAGCCUGAACAAGGAGGCCCGCAAGUGGGCGACCCGCGUGGCCCGAGAGCACAAGAACAUCAUCCACAACCAGAGGACCCUCGAGGAGUGUGAGACGCAUGGGGUCCUGCCGUCAGAGCAAAGUCGCAACGACCUGGAGCUGAAGAUGGAGGAAGCCAAGGAGAACAUCCGAAAAGCAGAGACGGUGAAGCUGAAGGCAGAAGCGAGGCUGGACCUGCUCAGACAGGUGGGCGUGUCCGUGGACACCUGGCUGAAGAGCGCCAUGAAUCAGGUGAUGGAGGAGCUGGAGAAUGAGCGCUGGGCAACCCUCCCCUCCCUGACCACCCACGAUCCUUCACUGUCGGCCACAGCUGACUUCGAGAGGGAGGAAGGCGAGGAGUUUGAGGACAACAUGGAGGUGUUUGACGACAGUAGCUCCAGUCCUUCUGGCACUCUGCGCAACUACCCACUCACCUGCAAGGUGCUCUACUCCUACAAGGCGUCCCAGCCGGAUGAGCUGACCAUCGAGGAGCAGGAGGUGCUGGAGGUGAUUGAGGACGGGGACAUGGAGGACUGGGUGAAGGCGAGGAACAAGGCGGGGCACGUGGGAUACGUGCCAGAGAAGUACCUGCAGUUCCCCACCUCCAACAGCCUCCUGAGCAUGCUGCAGUCCCUGGCCGCCCUGGACGCUCGAUCCCACACCUCCAGCAACUCCACCGAGCCUGAGCUGGCCUCAGGCAGCAUGAACGGGGACGCUAGCUUGAGCUUCGUGAAGGCCAUGUACGACUACGAGGGCCAGACGGACGACGAGCUCUCCUUCCCCGAGGGGGCCAUAAUCCGCCUCCUCAACAAGGACAACCAGGAGGACGACGGCUUCUGGGAGGGCGAGUUCAACGGCCGCGUGGGCGUCUUCCCGUCGGUGCUGGUGGAGGACCUGAUGGGCUCGGAGAACGGAGAUGCGCUGUGGGGCCCUGAUGCACAGGUGUCUCCCUCCCAGCAGCUGCACUCCUCCCUGCCCCCGCUGCCCCUGUACGACCAGCCGCCGUGCAGCCCUUACACCAGCCCGGACAGCGGCACUGCCCCGCCCUUCCCCCGCUCGCCCUCCGUCAACGGCGACCACAAGCUGACGCCCGCGCCACACAAGGGCCCCGCCCACAAUCACAGCAGCAGUUUGGGUUCUGACCCCCCGGGCUUCUCCCAGCCCCCGAGGUUCACCCCCGAUGGCGGACCAGGGAAGCUGCGACCUGUGCGUGCAGCGCCCCCUCCCCCAAAACAGCACCCCCGCAGGCAGGUGGAGAAGACGGAGGAGGUGGAGAUCACUUUGGUGUAAGAGCGCCGCCCUGGUGGCUCACUGACUGAACUGGACCUGGCCCCCGGCCCCUCACUCCCUCACUGCAAAGGAGACGGGGAGCGCAAGCAGGAGAGGGGAAAGUCUUGCACCACUGGAAACCCCCCCCCCCCCCAAAGCUGCCCCCUUUUAGCAGCAUGGGGAGGUGCGGGAAAAAGGUGCACCCCCUCCUCCUCACCUCCAGAGCGGAGCGAAGGAAGGAAACACAACCUCCUCAGAGCCACAAACGCCUGGUGCCUUUCUUGCACAUCUUUUUUUCCAGUGGACGUGUGAGGUGUGAGAGUUGAGACUUGAGGAGGGGAGGCGGGGGGGGGGGGAUUUCUCUGGGGUAACCCAGGCCCAGCUACAUGUAAUCAUAUCAUACGUAUUUAAUGUGCAUUAGUACAGUACAUUACUGUUGUCAUAGGAAUGUUCAAAAUACGCGCAACAUUUCGUCAUAUAGCAUUACCAAGUCAAUACUGUGUUUGAUAUGGAGUAGAUGGUAUUGAUACCUCUAGGCGAAAGGGAAAUGUAUAAGAGGCACAGAGAGAGUGAGGAGGCUGGUUCCUCCUGCAGACUCCGCCAAACCCCUGCCAGGAAAGAAGCGUCCUUAUCUCAUAGAUAAGGAACAUGUGGCAAUUUGAAACAAUACUAAUCACACAAAUAUAACUCUUUUCAGCUUUUAUUAUGAAGACAAGGAUCUGUAUUACUAAUAUUUAGUCCUCAAAGAAAAAAAAGAAAGCAAUACAGAUUAGACGAUAUACGUUUCUGAAAGUGUGAUCAGCAAACGUCAGGUUAAUCUUUCGUGUAGCCCUGCGGUAUUCCUCUCACUUACUGUAUCAUUGCCUGACUUUAUCGUUUAUAUAUGCGAAUCAAUAUCUGAACAUUAGUUGAAGUGCAUUAUUUUACAUGAAGCUCUAUCGUGUAACACUGUUGAAGACUGAAUGGGAUGUUUUGUGAUUCAACAAAAAGUAUUUAAUGAAUCGGAACAUCAAGGCACACUCAUAGAUUAUCUUCUGACUGGAAUAAAGUGAAACAGAAAUUCUCAGAGGGGAGGGUCUGGUCUCUUCGGGUGUGUUUCAUCAUGGUUGUGAAUAUGAAAGAGCAGAUAAAAAAAAAAUGUCCUCCUUUUUGUGUUGGUCCUUUUUCCUCUUGCGAGGGGCAGCCGAUUCCCUUAUAUUUUGUAUUAGAACACUUUCUUUUAAGUGAUUUUAUUUCAUCACCGUUUUCUUUUCACGCCUUGCUGAAGCUCUCUGCCUCAGUACAUUCUGAAAAACAGGCAUUCCUCACAGGUUAUUGUGACAUAUCACCUCAUUUCAUUUGAUUGGCAGGACACUGAGAUGCAUUAAACAGACAUGAACAACCUCUGUCACUGGAGAUUUGGAAAUGUUACAAAACAAUUUCUAGGACUCCACUCUUCUAGUGUUGUACAGUGUGGCAAGGAGCAGUAGAGUCUGCAUCACUGGAGAGUCUCAUUACAACAAGCUUCCCCUGCAUUGUGUGAGAACCCUAAAAUCAUUUCAAGUUCCUCUUUUCAAGCUAGACAGGUAUGCACAUGCUUCAGUAAUCCCCUACCUACAUGUUCUUAAAGAAUCAAGGCUUCAUUGAUUGGUUGGCACUUUGGGAUAGGAUUAAAUAAUAAAACGGACUGGUCCCUUGAAUUUAAGAAGAGGCAUCCAGCACAAAUUCAGUUCACUGCCAGUUACAGAUAUUCUGUAUCUAUAGAGAAUACAUGAUGGAGGAGGAACUCUUUGAUGCCUAGAACAAACAUUUCUCUCUUAUUGAACAAAGUUUUCAUAAAUUAUUUAACAAUGUUUAAAUGACAUACUGUCGUGUUAAUGGGCUUGACUAGUGUUCCAGAAUGAUAAAUUGAGACAGCACUCUGCAGGUGUGUGUGUGUGUCUGUGUCUGUGUCUAUGUGUUUGUAUGAAAGAGAGACUAUAUCUGAAUACUGUAAACAAAAAAUUAUGACAUAACUUUUAAGCAAGUGGAGCACCAUAAUGUUGGUCCUUCUGCAUUGUAAACAGAUUAAUCAAAAUUAUUAUCAAUUAUUAUCAAAACCCAUCAAAUUGCAAGACAUACCAGCACUUUUUGUUUUUUGGUUUGAUUUGCACCCUCCAGUAUUGCCCUUGUAUGGCUGCCCCUCGCUGGCACUUUGCUUCUGUAACCCAUGUAAUUGUGAGUUUUUUGUGUUUCUUCCACAUUAGUGUACCUUUCGUGGUUUUGCAGACCAGAUCUGCUUUCAAUAUUACUCCUGAAUAUGAACAGAAGAUGGUUUUGGAAGGCGAGAUGCUUUUGUGUGAUAUUAUCAAAAAAUAGCUGUUUGUUCAAAAGGAGAGAAAAAAAAAUGUCAGUGAGAGAAUGUUGAUUUCAACGUGAAAUAAAUCAGUAAAGAUUUUGAAAGUAGUUGAUCAGAGGGGAAGAUAUAUGAAUAUCUAUGCUCUGUCUGUCUGUUCUCUUGCUCUCUCUUCUUGUUGAUCUCGUUGAGAUCUUUUGAAUGUUAUCAAACUUGUUUUGAAGUUUAUGGUUUACAGCAAUCCCGUCAUUUCAGCUGUUCUCACCCCAAAAACACAUUUUCCCGGUAGUCUCUCUGGUCAGUUGCUACUCUUCCCUCAAAACUACAGCCACACUUGCCUAUUGAUUUAUUUAGUGUUUUACAUUUUUUUUUUUGAUUUGAAGAUGUUUUAAGAGCUGCUACAAGAUCCAGUACAGCAACAGGCCUUCCCUUCAGACUGUUGCCGCGGUGACAAUGUCAGAGAGCAGUGGUGCAAAAUUCUUUCUGCAUUUUAUUGGCUGUAAAAAAGUUUGUAUUUAUUGUGUACAAAUGUUAAAUAAAAAAAC
Molecule: messenger RNA, 5382 nt
Organism: Megalops cyprinoides (Indo-Pacific tarpon)
Lineage: Eukaryota; Metazoa; Chordata; Actinopteri; Elopiformes; Megalopidae
Product: F-BAR and double SH3 domains protein 2-like
Exons: 21
Coding region: 196-2544 (782 amino acids)
Biological process (GO): regulation of actin filament polymerization; neuromuscular synaptic transmission
Cellular component (GO): neuromuscular junction; recycling endosome
Molecular function (GO): protein binding
Source: RefSeq, a predicted model, not a curated record